UUCAAUUUUUAGAUGCAUUCAAUCUGACGGAUCAUAUCUUGCUGGAGACGCACAACACAAUCACUGACUGAGUCUCGCCGCUGCCUCAUUUCUGUUCUGUUCUCGUCACAGAUUGUGGUGAUUCUAUUAUGCGUUGGCUGGGUUCAAUUGAUGAGAGACAAUUGUGGGGAUGCUUGUUUCUGUCAAUUGGCUCUGUUUUCUUUGUUGGGUAUUUCUCUAUUGCUGUUCUUUGCAAGCUUUUCCCACCUUCACACAUUCCCCUCAUUUCUGCACUGCAAAAUGACUGGUACUACUGCUUCUUGGUGCCAUUGACUCUCCCUAUAAUUGUGGUUGCUGUGUACUUUCAUUGGCUCAGCAUGAAGCUGUUCAAGCAUGCUUAAUUAGCUUAACUUUGCCAGAUUUUGAAGGCAGAAAGAAAUACAUGUAUGCUGUUGGAGCAAGCAACAACUACCUAUGACAAUUGCUGCACUCCUCUCUCCUAAUCACCUCAAAAAGAGUUCAAGGAUUGGUGUUUGUGCAAAUCAUUUAGUAGUAUCCUGCCUUAAGAUGUUAAAUGUGAUUGCAUACCUGUCAAAGAUUAUUCAUGUUUAUUGUACUAUUGUACUAUGGAAAGUUAUGUAACAUCAUUCAGUCCUUCUGGCAGUAUAACUUGUUUUGGAGGCUCAUUUUUGUCUUAUUAAUCUUUCUUCAUAUCAAUGAUAUCUAUGUGAUUAGGUUUAUCGGUUUU
Molecule: messenger RNA, 727 nt
Organism: Glycine soja
Lineage: Eukaryota; Viridiplantae; Streptophyta; Magnoliopsida; Fabales; Fabaceae
Exons: 3
Coding region: 129-380 (83 amino acids)
Source: RefSeq, a predicted model, not a curated record